Molecule: messenger RNA, 5555 nt
Organism: Branchiostoma belcheri (Belcher's lancelet)
Lineage: Eukaryota; Metazoa; Chordata; Leptocardii; Amphioxiformes; Branchiostomatidae
Product: alpha-(1,3)-fucosyltransferase 7-like
Exons: 2
Coding region: 1574-2953 (459 amino acids)
Cellular component (GO): membrane
Molecular function (GO): alpha-(1->3)-fucosyltransferase activity
Source: RefSeq, a predicted model, not a curated record
AUAUACAUAUAUUUGUGUAUGAGUAAGAAUAAACAGAGCAGUAGUGUGUUAGGCUAGACCAUGUGAAGGUAAACAUUGUGCAUUUGUUUUGCAAAUAUUGUUACAUUUCUAGUCAUAAUUUUAUCUGCAGUCAGAGCUAUACAUAAUGUAUACCACUUUUGAAUCAUAAUUACACCAUUUAUUUAGAAUGGGUGUCUGAAUACUAAUGAUUGCUAUAGAGUAUGUAAAAGUGCAACUUAUUGAUGUGACAAUCUUGAUUUCAUUGUAAAAUGAUUUAUGUUAAUAAAGGGAACAAUGUGAAAGAAUGUGGAGACAAGAUGUAUAUGUUUAAAACAGGGGACUUUCAUUCUUUUUACAAAAAAAGUCCAGUAUAUUUUGUAAAAUAAAUGCUAGUAGUCUAAUGAUGGUGUGAAACAAGAUUUCUGAAACAAAUUAGUCCUUUGAGAGAGAAAAAAAUAUAUAUUUGCAAAAGGUUAAGAAAAAGAGGCACAGAGAAGCACAUGUAAUUUGUGUAGUACUAGUGUAGAAAGAUAUGGGAUAUACACGUAUUACACACUAACUCAUGUUUGUGGUAGAGUUAUUAUAUAUCCUGCUUUGUAUAAUUUGUAUAAUCCACGUAAAAACUACCACCGUCAAUGCAUUUAAAUGACCAUUGAAAACAUCCUAAUUGUAUAUUAUUACGUAGUAUUGUCUAGUUACCAGGGCUACAUUGUAGCCCUUUAUAAUAGCCCCUGGCUAGUUGGACAGUCCUGGAUGUAUGUCAUUUUAUGCAGCCUAAUAAAUCAAACCAGAUCCAUACAGGGUACUGUAUGUGUACUUUUAUUAUUGUCUUGAGUUAGGAGUAAGGCCCCCUCACACAUGCUACCAUAAACUAAAUUAUGAGAAUGUAAUACUAGAAGUAUUCUUGUACAUGUGUAGUAUGAUAGAGGCAGCAUGUUUGUUCCACCAGAGAUGACUUCAAUACAUCAUCAUUACCCAGGUUGGGCCAACUGUAGAUCUAAUGCAGUGAAGACCUUUUCUUGAUAUGUUUAUGCUUUUGUUAAUAUAAGUCAACAUGGUCGUUUGAAUGCUUGUCCCUUGACAAAAAUUAAGCAGGAAACCCGUGUCAGUGACAUAAAGUGAUCAGUGGUCGAACCGGUUUAUCCUGUAUUUGCCAGUCCUAUGACAUACAUUGUGUGUAUUUAGCAGUGCGUUAAACCUGGCAAGAACGAUCAAACUCUCAGAAAUAGAUGUGCAGGUCUUAAGGGUAGUCUAUCUUUAUUGACAGUAUUUUCAUGUACACUUGAAGUGCAUCUGAGAGUUUGCUGUUGAUGGUAAGGCCUUGGUCUGGCGAUCCCCGGACUGAAGGAGGAGAGAAGCAUUAGGACGUUGUUAACGAGGCAGUCAACAGUUGAGGCAUCAAUCCUUGGUCAAGAGUCGUCAUCUAUCCCGUGCAAGUACGCGUAUAGGACGAACCACUAUCCUGACUUGAACUAUACAAUCAUACUAGUAACUGUUCCCGUCCGGCACGCAUACUGAAAGGACAUCUCUACCGUUUUGUGUCGCCUGAAAGACUUACGACGGCAAUACGAGUAUGGAGACUAGAAGAAAGGCAGUAAACGCUACCCCGGCACCAAACACGAACUUUCUGAAAAAGACGGGAACACUUGUGGUUCUGUUAUUGAUCCUGACUGUGUUGUGUGCGUACAUAGCGUAUACCGGAUUUGACGUUUCAAGUGUAGUUAAACACUCCGUUUCCCCACAUCGUCCCGCUUACGGAAAGAAAAGCAAAGAUAAGCGCCAUCGUCAUGAAAAAGCGCCCGUCAUCGAGCGUUCAUUGCUCCCCAGGUACAGCCACCUCAUUUCUGCUGACGACAAUCCCUUGUCACAGUACUACACCGUCUGGAACGAAGAAACACCACAGUCAGUACUUAAGGCACGAGGAGACCGGAGGAAGAUUCUUGUGUGGGAGCAGUGGCGCACAUUGGCGGUGCUGCCGAGACAAGCCUGUCCCUCCAUGCCCCAGUGUGAAUUCACCCUAGACCGCGGACAGAUCGCGGAAGCAGACGGCGUCGUCUUCUGGUUCAGGCUAUUGCCGUUGGUCUACGACAGGUCCUACUUCCCAACAGUGCGUCCCGCUCACCAGCACUGGAUCAUGCGUAGCGGUGACUGUCCCUACCUGACCAGAGCCAUCGACUGGGUUUCCUACGCGGGUGUCUUCAACUGGACAAUGACAUACCGUAACGACUCGGACGUCUACAUACCCUAUGGUACCGUUAAAACAGUUUUCGACGACAUGGCCAGAAGACCAGAUACUGUAGGCAGACUGUACCCCAAACAAAAAGGGAAACUUAUCAUAUGGUAUGUGAGCAAUUGCUACAAACACCUGUCCCGGUUUGCUUAUGCCAAUGAACUGAUGAAAUACAUCAAAGUUGACGUGUUUGGGGCCUGUGGAAGGGAAUACUGCGGGUAUAAGGCAAAGGACCAAAAUUGUUUUUCGAACCACCUACGCCAGUACAAAUUCUACUUGGCAUUUGAAAACUUCCAAUGCAUAUACUACAUUACAGAAAAGUUCUGGAAAAACGCCUUCCAGCAUGGUCUGGUACCGGUUGUUCUAGGUGCACCAAAGGGUGAUUAUGUGAGAGUUGCUCCAUCUAAUUCUUUUAUUCACAUAGACGAUUUCAAAAACCCCAGAGCCUUGGCAAGCUACUUGAUGUACCUAGACAAGAACGAGGACAAGUACAUGGAGUACUUUGCCUGGAGGAACAACCCUCCAAAGAACCUACCCGACUAUGAAAGUCACUGGUGCGAAACGUGUAAGAUGCUCGUACAAGCGAAGCCCAUGGAGAGAAAGGUUUAUAACGACAUCGACAAGUGGUGGAGGGGGCCUAACUACGAGUUCUGUGAACCUAUGAUCGUGUAUAAUAGCAUAAGUAACAUGAAGAACGAAUCAUUUUCGAUGCAUUAUACCUAAUUGUAAGUUCUCACGAAGCUCGAUCUGCACGAUUUGGAAAGAGAGAGAAAAAACUAACUACACGUAUUUGAUGCAUCUAAAUCUACCAUACAGGCAUCACAGUUAGAAGGGUUCAUAAAGUCAUGUUAAGGUUUAAAAUGUUGGUGAAUUGAAACCAGAAUGUGCAUUAUUUUGCUGAGAAGAAACUUCUUUUGAUUACUAGUAUUGGGCCAUGGUUGCUACCUUAUGUUAAGGUUUGAUUUUUAGCUAGCCAGAUAUAUAGUUAUUAUUAGGAUUCUGGUGGCUGAAUGUACUUAAUUGUAAGUGGAAACAAAGCUUUAUAUGCUUAACUGUUUUGUAGAUCUUGCAUCUGUAUCAGUAUAGCCAUGAUAACAUAAAGUGAUAUUUUACCUUUUUUUAUAUUCCAACAUGUAAUGACAAGACGUGGUGACAGCACACUCAAGUCCUCUCGACUUAUUUUUGUACCAUGCACCAGUAUUUUACUGCUAGUCUUAGAUACAAUAGCAUGAUUUGCAUUUAUCCAAUGACGUCUGGUCAAAGUCGUUCAUUUGUUCGGAUCAGAAGAAGAGGAAGAAGAAACAGAGAAUAUAGAAUGUGUGUCAACCUUCUACGAAGUUAAACAUUACUAAGAAUUUGUAAAUAAUAGAUGACCCUAGCUUAUUCAAAGCAUCCUGAUUGCGAUGUCCAUUGAGAGAAUCGGGGAUUCUGCAGAAUUGCAAUCUCUACGCCGACAUACAUGUAUAUGUAUUUUGCCAUCAUUACUGGACAAGCUGUGACUACCUGGUGUGUUAAGCUGGUGUGAUACACUGAAGGGCGUAUGUACAUUAGAUAUUGCCAUGUACUAAAUAAAAACAACAUACAAAGAUACAUACAGGCACUCUUGCCUCAUUUUUUGUAUAGUGAAAUAACAUUCAGUGAAAAUUCCCAAGUCUUUGAAUUAGUGAAGUAACUUUAUUUCUGUGAGGCAUGGUAAAGAACAACAGAACAGUAAGACUUGAUGUUCAAUCAAGCUCAAAUUAAACUGUUCAGGUGGCUUACAGGUGUGUUCUACACAGUGCAGUUAAGAUGACACCACCUCCACAGCUAGGGCAAAGACACAGAAUUUUUCUAUGAAACACUUGGUUGGACUCAGGGGUAUCUAGCCUGUACACUAUAUAUGAAAAUGACUUGCUAUUACAGUGGAAUUAACACUUCCAGCGAAUGGUUCUCUCUAAAACAAUAAAGACUGCGUUUCAAGAGUUGCAGUGUGUUUGAAAACUCGGAUCAAACUCGCCUCAAAAGACACCAACAACUAUCAUGAAUCAACGUCGCUCCAGACCUAUACCUGACCAUUAUAGACUCAAGUUUGGACUUGUCAUACAAAGAGCUGAUUCAGUACAAACUCAUGAUGUUCAAGUAUUCUUCCCAAGUUGAUUGCAAAUACAAACAGCACUGUUUGAUUGUAAAAGGUACAAACUCUAUGUACAAAGACUACAGCACUUGAUUAUACAAGUACUCAUUACCAAAAAAAAAUGAUCUUAACAGAAAAUGUUUUUGACACAAAAAAACAUUGUCUACAUAGGGAGAGGGCAUUCACAACAUUAUAACCUUCAGCCUGCUAAGGUAGCCAUUUGGCAUCAAAUGUGUAUUGGUUAUGGGGGUAGGCAGCAGGAGACAGGUUAAUGUAGGAGUUUCAUUUCCCCCUCAAUGAUUUAUAUCUGAGAUAGAAUUCAGGCCAGAAAAAGAAAAUAAUUUGACUCUUCUGAAUGGCCCUGUGCAAAAUAGAGAGCUACAUGUAGUCUUCUCAAUGACCCCGUGCAAAAUAAAGGGCUACAACGGUAAAAACCUUAAGUGCUUGAAAUGCUCUUUUUGCAUUAAAAAAAGGUUCAACAGACAUAACCUAACACAGCUCAAGAUGUUCAGUCAAGUGCAGCUCAACACUUUUGUCCACAUAUUAGGAUUACAUGUACCAUGAAGGUGUUCAAAAGUUCAUGAAACAGAAACAUUCCCUAGCCACUAGCUCUACUAAACAUAAAAACUAACACUGUUCAACCCUUCGCAUCAUUGACACUAUCAUCUAAACUACUGCUUCAACAAAAUAAAGUUGUUACUGCCUCAAUAGAUGAUCAUUCUACUUUAUGAAAUGGCAUGACUUGAGCAGUGAAACCUGUAGCAAUUUUAUCUCCUUUCUGCAUCAAGGGCUGAGUGAACAUGUCCGGAACUUUACAAACUAAUGAAAAGUCAACAACUUUGCGGUAACAACAUCAGUGCUUCAUUACUCUUACCUCAAUUACAUGGAACAUUUCUGAUUACGGUAAUACCGAAUAUCUCAAUACUGUACAUCAGUUGCAAUUAGUAAGGUUUUCGAAUCCGUGUAUAAUACUUGUAAGUUCAACAACUUCUAGGCUACCUAUGUACAGCCAUUUAGUCCUGGGUAGUCUGAUACAUGUACAUUGUUUUUCUUCUCUUUUCUUCAGUGUAAGAUAGGAAAAAAGUCUCGUAUUGCCUCAAUAUGCCUCCUCCUCAAAUAUCUGGAAAUGUUUGCAGUAUGUUGGGCUCUAGAAAUGUGUUGCUGUGUGAUCUUGUGUAGCGUACGGGUACACCACUUGUUAGGGACUGGCUA